Molecule: messenger RNA, 3434 nt
Organism: Cajanus cajan (pigeon pea)
Lineage: Eukaryota; Viridiplantae; Streptophyta; Magnoliopsida; Fabales; Fabaceae
Gene: ORP1D
Product: OSBP(oxysterol binding protein)-related protein 1D
Cellular component (GO): membrane; cytosol
Molecular function (GO): sterol binding
Source: RefSeq, a predicted model, not a curated record
CCCCCCCUCCUCCUGCGCACAAGUGCGCACGUUAGCUGUCUCCUCACACAAUCAUAGCCUCACUCUUUCUCUCAUGAAAGGGAGAGUGAGCGAAACUUAAAAGAGUUUACGCAGGAUUUUUGAUCUCAUUUGGCAUGCAUUUAUUAUGAAGCAUGUUAGAGUUUAGAAAAGAGGACUUUGGUGGAAGUGAGAGAGGGUAAAGAGAAGAGAACACAACACAACACAACACUGGUGGCAUGUACUGACUGACUAGUGCCAUAAAUGGAUGUGUGUGGCCAGUGGUUCAGCUCUUUAUAGCCUGCCACAACCACAACAACAACUGUACCUCACUCUCUUUCCAUCUAUAUCACACCGCACUCAUUAACUUCAAAACUAUUGAAAUUUGAAUCUCCUUUAUGCGUUCGUUCAUGCUAUUUACACCAAACCACGCUUCCUUUCGCUUUCAGUUUCCGUUUCAAUUUCCAAUCUCCCAUCGCGUUUCGAUCCGAAUCGGAUCCAGGCGGCGAUUCGUUUCGUCUUCGCUCAGUUCUCGAUCGAUUAUGUUGUUUUUCAUUGAAUCGUUUGCAUAAACGAUGAAUCCUCUGUGCUGCAUUGCUCCGGUUUCGAUCGAUCGGGACCGGCCGAACUCGGUCGUGGCGAAAUCGCCGAGUCAGUGUCAGUUAGGGCUCGAUGCGUCCGUCAGGACGGUGAACUGCGCCUCGAAGGCGAGUUUCUCCACGCAGGAGUCGUCGGUCGGCGCGGAUUCCGCCGCGGCGGCGGCGAAUCUGGAGGAGGAGGAGGAGGCGCGCGAUUCGAAGGUGUUCGGCGGCGGGAACGGCGGCGGAGUGGCCGGGAGCGUGGCCGGGAUACUGUACAAGUGGGUGAACUACGGGAAGGGGUGGAGGUCGAGGUGGUUCGUGCUGGAAGAUGGCGUGCUUUCGUAUUACAAGAUUCACGGACCGGACAAGAUCUUGAUGAGUCCGGCGAGGGAUAGGAGCGUGAGGGUGAUCGGAGAGGAGUCGUCGAAGUACGUGAAGAAGGCGAAUUGGAAUCUGAAUCUGAAUCUGAAUCGAGCACCUUCCGGAGGAGUUGGGGGUAACAGUAACAGUAACAACGGCAAGCAAUGCAAGCCCUUCGGUGAGAUACAUUUGAAGGUUUCAUCUGUUCGUUCCAGCAAGUCUGAUGACAAGCGGCUUUCCAUAUUUACUGGGACAAAAACUCUUCACUUGCGGUGUGUAUCUAGAGAAGACAGAGCCAUGUGGAUUGAGGCCUUGCAGUCUGCAAAAGAUCUUUUUCCUAGAGCUCUGACAAGUAGCGAUCUUGCAACUUCAGAAGAUAUUGUGGUUUCAACAGAGAAGCUGCGAUCACGAUUGUCACAGGAAGGCAUAAGUGAAGCAAUCAUUAAUGAUUGUGAGUCUAUUAUGCUUUCUGAAGUCUCUUAUCUUCAAAGCAAGUUGAAGUUUCUUCAGCAGAAACAUGUUAUGUUGCUGGACACCUUAAAACAACUAGAGACAGAGAAAAUAGAGUUGGAAACUACUGUUGUGGAUGAAACAAAGGAACGUGAAUCAUAUUGUGGACAAGGAAAUAGAAGGUUUAGUGAUUUCUAUUCUGUCAUGUCGGAGGGCAGUGCUACUGAUUCAGUGGCCGAUAAUGAAAGUCAAGAUGGAGCAGAUGUUGAAACAGAUGAUGAUGAUAGAACAUAUUUUGACACAAAUGAGUUUUUGUAUUCUGAUGCCCUAAGAAGUGCUUCCUAUCGAGGUAGAGAAGGUAUGGGCAAUGCUAGUAUAUAUGAUAGAGAUUAUAUUUGUUAUGAUGGUGUGCAUGGGUUUGAGAAGGAGAUCAAAGAUGUAAGUUAUCCAUAUGUCAAAAGAAGGGAUAACUUACCAGAGCCAAAAGAAAAAGAGAAGCCUGUUGGCUUGUGGUCGAUUAUUAAAGACAAUAUUGGGAAGGAUCUUUCUGGAGUUUGUCUCCCUGUUUAUUUUAAUGAACCACUAUCUUCAUUGCAAAAGUGUUUUGAAGACCUAGAGUAUUCAUACCUUGUUGAUAGAGCAUUGGAGUGGGGAAAGCAGGGGAAUGAUUUGAUGAGAAUUCUAAAUAUUGCAGCUUUUGCUGUGUCUAGCUAUGCAUCAACUGAAGGUCGACAAUGUAAACCUUUUAAUCCUUUACUUGGGGAGACUUAUGAAGCUGACUAUCCAGAUAAAGGACUUAGGUUUUUUUCUGAAAAGGUUAGUCAUCAUCCAAUGAUUGUUGCUUGUCACUGUGAAGGAAAGGGAUGGAAGUUUUGGGCAGAUUCUAAUUUGAAAGGAAAAUUCUGGGGGCGAUCAAUCCAGUUAGAUCCUGUGGGUGUCCUCACUCUUCAGUUUGAUGAUGGUGAAACAUUUCAGUGGAGCAAGGUCACCACUUCCAUAUACAAUAUCAUACUAGGUAAAAUUUAUUGUGACCACUAUGGUACCAUGCACGUCAAGGGCAGCGGCGAUUAUUCUUGCAAACUAAAAUUCAAGGAGCAAUCUAUUAUAGACAGAAACCCACAUCAGGUUCAUGGGUUUGUUCAAGACAACAGAACUGGAGAGAAGGUAGCAAUGUUAAUUGGGAAGUGGGAUGAAGCAAUGUACUAUGUACUUGGGGAUCCAACCACCAAGCCAAAAGGUUAUGAUCCGAUGACAGAAGCUGCAUUAUUGUGGGAAAGGGACAACCAUGUAUCCAAGACAAGAUACAACCUCUCUCCUUUUGCAAUUUCCUUGAAUGAAAUAUUACCUGGUCUAUUAGAGAAGUUGCCUCCAACUGACUCGAGGUUGAGACCAGAUCAAAGACAUCUAGAGAAUGGAGAGUAUGAGCUGGCAAAUGCAGAGAAACUAAGACUUGAACAGUUGCAGAGACAGGCAAGAAAAAUGCAAGAAAGAGGAUGGCAACCGAGAUGGUUUAAGAAGGAUGAGGAUGGUUGUUAUCGAUAUACUGGUGGCUAUUGGGAAACAAGAGAAAAGAAUAAUUGGGAUGGAAUCCCGGAUAUAUUUGGACAGAGUUGCGAUUUACCUUCAUGUUCGGAAGAGACUGUAUCCUACUGAAUACUGGUUUUCCUUUUCACAGCCCUUAAAAAUCUCAUGUUUUGUUAAAUGUGAAUUUGGUUGUAGGUUGUAAGUUAUAAAAAGAUCCCUUCCAAAAAGUGUCCAUUCCUUUUCUGGCUGCCCGUUUUGGGCAUUUGUCAUUAAUCUUCCCAAGUAAUUUAAAGUUCUGAGAGUAAAAUGUCUUUGUCGUUUCAUCAUCAAAGAAUAGAUGAGAAAGAAUUGCACUCAUCCUUUUUGUCACCAGGUAAAUCACAGAACAUGGCUAAUCAUCAUGGGACAAGGGAACCGAUUGAUCUUAAGUGAGUUCCAUUACAAAUUGUGCGUGUCGUCUAUAUUUUUACAAAUUUUAAUGUAAUUAUUCUAUCAAGAAAAGAGCUAUUUUACAUCGAGUUU